This is a messenger RNA of Polyodon spathula (Mississippi paddlefish), 1452 nucleotides long. RefSeq names its product acidic leucine-rich nuclear phosphoprotein 32 family member B-like. Gene Ontology annotation, molecular function: histone binding. Gene Ontology annotation, cellular component: nucleus. Lineage: Eukaryota; Metazoa; Chordata; Actinopteri; Acipenseriformes; Polyodontidae. Gene Ontology annotation, biological process: regulation of apoptotic process. Bases 155 to 934 code for a protein of 259 amino acids. The transcript has 7 exons. The record is from RefSeq and is a predicted model, not a curated record.
UUUCCCUCCAUGGUUUCUCCUCUCCUUAACUUGGCGUGUGGCUCACACUUCAUUAUACAGUCCCAUAGUCUCCCUCCAUUAGGGCAUCUCUCUGCCUUUUGGACGGAAUAAAUAUUCCAGUGAAACCCAGGAGAAAAAACUUUUAAAGGGGAAGAUGGAUAUGAAAAAGAGGAUCCACCUAGAACUGAGAAACAGGACGCCGUCAGAUGUACGAGAACUGGUCCUGGACAAUUGCAGGUCGAACGAAGGCAAAAUUGAAGGCCUAACAGCAGAGUUUGUGAACCUUGAAUUCCUCAGCUUAAUAAAUGUUGGCUUAAUCUCUGUUUCAAACCUCCCAAAACUCUCCAAAUUGAAAAAGCUGGAACUCAGUGACAACAGAAUUUCGGGUGCCCUUGAUGUGUUAGCAGAGAAACUCCCAAACCUUACACAUCUAAACCUCAGUGGAAACAAACUGAAAGACAUCAGCACGUUGGAACCCUUGAAAAAGUUGGACAACCUGAAGAGUCUGGACCUGUUUAACUGUGAAGUGACGAACUUGAAUGACUACCGGGAGAGUGUCUUCAAGCUCCUGCCCCAGCUCACGUACUUGGACGGGUACGACCUGGAGGACAAAGAGGCCUCGGACUCGGACGGGGAGGUCGAUGGCGUGGACGAGGAUGACGACGAAGAAGGCGAGGAGGACGAGGAUGAGGAUGGAGAGGAUUUUGAUGAAGAGGAUGACGAUGAUGAUGAAGACGAAGAGGAAGUAGAAGGGGAGGAGGAUGAUGAGGAAGUCAGUGGGGAAGAGGAGGAGGAAGAUGGACAGGAUGGAGAGGUUGAUGACGAAGAUGACGAAGAGGAGGCAGAUGAAGGUGAGGAGGGCGGUAAAGGUGAGAAGAGAAAGAGAGAGGCUGAGGAUGAAGACGAUGAUGAAGAUGACGAGGAGGAUGAUUAAGGAAGCCAACCAACUCCCCUGCCACCCUCCUGUAUUUCCACUCACUCCAGCCCAAAGAUGUCCCUAGAAAGACUGGUUAGUAUUGGUUGAGCUGACCUGUGGCUUUGUGACACUGGAGCAUGUGCCAAGCACCAUACUACAGAUGUGACACACCAGCCCCAGGCCUGCCGCCUCAGAAAGGAGUUUUAAGAGCUGCGUUCCUUUCAACAUUUCACAUUUCUACCAUCAGUCCCGAAUGCAAACCCCCAAGAGGACUUUGGGUAUAUUCAGUAUGGGUCGGUGCUUUUAAUAUUGUGUUGGGGGCUCUUAGGCUUGCUUUUGUUUUGGGUUUUUUGUUUUUUUCUCUGUCUUCUCUUUUUUCCUAGUAAGACUAUUGCUGUAGCAGCCACAAGAACAGAGGCUGUGAUUGAGUCAUGAUUUAAAAUGGCUACCUUUUUCAACAAAAAAGGUUGUAGCAAAAUUUUUACUUGAUGUAAGUCAAAAAAAAAAAAAGCUUUGUAAAUAAAAUCUUAACAUUU